Molecule: messenger RNA, 456 nt
Organism: Rotaria sp. Silwood1
Lineage: Eukaryota; Metazoa; Rotifera; Eurotatoria; Philodinida; Philodinidae
Source: the annotation of a GenBank genome assembly
CAUUUUCAUUUAGAAUAUCCAGAAUUCGCUGAACCUGGCACAUGCAUAAAACUCUUUUGCAAAGGUCGUCCUUGUGUUCGAUGCAAUAAAUGCAGUGAUUGGCGUUUUGAUGGUGAUGAGUACACAUGGUACUGGAUCCGUGAUUAUAAAAAUUGGGGUCCGGAAGACCGGAACCGUUGGAGAAAUGGUGCUUACAAGUUUUUUAGUAGACAUAGUGAUGCAACGUGUUGUCAUCCUUUUUUUGAUGAUUAUCGUGAUUAUCGUGAUGGUUAUCGUGCUGAUUAUCGUGAUGAUUAUCGUGAUGGUCGUUAUCGUGAUGAUUAUGGUGAUGGUGGUUAUCGUGAUGAUUAUGGUGAUGGUCGUCGUGAUUAUCAUGUUGGUCGUGAUCGUUAUCGUGAUGGUUUUCCUGAUUCUCAUGAUUUUUUUGAUCAUGUUUGUCUGUGCGAAAUGCGCUAA